CAAUCAGCAGUCACUGUAAGUUUAAGCUGUGCACCCCUCAGUGCUGGUCACAGACUGACUCUCUGGCGACCCAGUGUGGGAGAAAGGAUAGACUGUCCUAUUUUACAAGUUUCACGGUGUCAGCCUGGCCAGAGUGGAAAUUGUCCUGAAUCGUUAAUCAGAGGCUUUCUUACUGCAGGACACUGCAGUACUGAAACAAAUCAUUCAGCUGAAGUGAGAGAGGGGAGGGUGGGACUACAUCAAUGGUAGCUUCCAGUUCGAGGAUUUAGACAGGCUUUGAUCAUGACUAACAGCUGAGGUUCCGACGGUACAUGAAGAGGUGGGAUUACACUUGGAGGCGGUCCCUCCAGCCGUUGACUUAUAUGGAAUUGUGCCUGCAUUUACAAAAACAGGGAAAAUAAGUUACUGACAGGCCUGUGAAGUGAGAGGGACUAUGUUUUGACUUUAAUACUUUCCCAGUGUUGACCGCAGUGCUGUCAGGAGUCGGUGUAAACAACACGCGAAGAGCCAAUGUUGGCUGGUUAUCAAGGAGGCUGCAUUGAAUUAUUCCAUUUACGCUGAAUACUCCCCCCACAACAGACUGCAACAGCUCAAGAAGGCAAAUCACCACCGCCUUCUCAAGGGCAAUUAGGGACAGAUGGCCUAAUGGAAAGAGAAGACGGAAGAACAGUCAAUCCUCAAUGAAAUCCACCAGCAUGUCAGGGUACAUUCCCAGCUAUCUGGAGAAAGAUGAACCCUGCGUAGUUUGCGGUGAUAAAGCAACAGGAUACCAUUACCGCUGCAUUACGUGUGAAGGCUGUAAGGGUUUCUUCAGGAGAACAAUCCAGAAAAACCUGCACCCCACCUAUUCCUGUAAAUAUGAUGGCUGCUGUGUGAUUGACAAAAUCACUAGGAACCAAUGCCAGCUCUGUCGAUUCAAGAAAUGCACUGCCGUCGGCAUGGCGAUGGAUUUGGUUCUGGAUGAUGACAAACGCAUCGCGAAGAGGAAACUGAUCGAGGAGAACCGAGAGAAGCGACGGCGGGAGGAGGUGGUGAAGACCAUGCAGAACAAGCCCGAGCCUACUGCCGAGGAGUGGGAGUUGAUCAGGGUUGCCACAGAUGCGCACAUGACAACCAACGCACAGGGCAGCCACUGGAAACAGAAGAGGAAAUUUCUGCCAGAAGACAUCGGCCAAUCUCCAAUGACUUCUACACCAGAAGGAGACAAAGUGGAUCUCGAAGCCUUCAGUCAAUUCACCAGGAUCAUCACCCCAGCCAUUACCAGAGUUGUGGAUUUUGCCAAAAAGCUACCAAUGUUCUCGGAGCUGCCUUGCGAAGACCAGAUCAUCCUUUUGAAAGGCUGCUGCAUGGAGAUAAUGUCUCUAAGGGCUGCUGUCCGUUAUGAUGCAGAGAGUGAGACGCUGACACUAAAUGGAGAAAUGGCCGUCAAGAGAGAGCAACUGAAGAAUGGAGGACUAGGGGUCGUCUCAGACGCCAUAUUUGAGCUGGGCAAAUCCUUAGCCGCCUUCAGUCUGGAUGACACAGAGGUGGCACUCCUCCAGGCAGUUUUAUUGAUGUCCUCAGAUCGCACAGGACUGACUUGCAUUGACAAAAUAGAGAAAUGCCAAGAGGCCUACCUCCUAGCGUUUGAACACUACAUAAACUAUCGCAAACACAACAUUCCACACUUCUGGCCAAAGCUGCUGAUGAAAGUCACAGACCUACGGAUGAUCGGGGCAUGUCAUGCCAGCCGCUUCCUUCACAUGAAGGUUGAAUGUCCCACAGAACUCUUCCCUCCAUUAUUCCUGGAGGUGUUCGAGGACCAGGAAGUGUAGGCCUGAGCGAAAACUGGCUGAAAAAACAGAACACACACACACACACACACACACACACAUAAUCACCGGCUAACUGCCUGGCGUCAUGUCCAUUGUGGAUAAUUUUGUCUAUCUAAACUUGGCCGAAUCUCAAAAGAACCAUUCCAUUAAUGCGGGUACCAGGUGCAAAUAUUUUGCAAGUCAUAGUAAAGUGUUCCUUGGUCCUUGUGCUCUUGUCUUGCAAAGGAAGGUCGUGCUGCCUAGCUGUGCGUUGCUGCUUUAACAGCUGAUUAUAUAAAACAGCUAACUCCAAAACAAAAUGGCCAACCAUCCCAUCUUCAUUUUUUUUUACACGCUCAACUUGGUGCAACCUUUUUCCAGUGGUUUAUCAUUCUGCAGUCAAUGUUGUCCUGUCUUUGAUCACUGCAGCUCUUGGAAAGCAGUGUUACUUUAUGACUGGCAACAUUUGUUUAUUUACGAUCAACAGUUCGAGAGAAAAAGAGAGAGAGAUGGAAAGUCAAGGCAUGAACUGCCCUACCUCAGCAUCGCAUGGGAGGAUCAGCAGUGUGGGAAUUCAAGAAUGAAAGGGGAUAGAAAAUGGCGGAGAGGAAUUUCAACGGGAGGCAUCUGCUAUGCCUAGCAACCGCAGUCAAGUCUGUUUGCCCGCACACCCAUCUGCAAUCCACUGCCAUUCUCAUGGGAGGAGAAGGUGAAGUCUCCUUCCUUCUGAAGCAUCUGAGAUCCUCCUGAUUCCUUCAGCACUGAGGCCUCCUUUGGCCAGGUGACCCCCCCCCCCUCUUUGUGGCACAGACCUCAGUUACCCGCGGAGAGCGAAACCUGCCCGUCGUAUGUUUUAUUUUUCACAAGGAGCGCGGUCAGAAAGGGCCGCGCAGAAAAGGAGGGGGAGAAAAAGACCAAGAAGUGGCACCUGAGACUACCCAGGCUCACUGGCGACAGGGGAUUCAGCUGCACAAAAAAAAACAUGGGAGGAAAAUUCAGAGAAUUUUUAUGCAUGUGUUAGUACUAACACUUAAAAAUGUGUUCAUUGUGUUGGGGGUUGGGGCGAUGAGGAGGGGGUGGUAGGGAGAGGGUUUUAACCCCUGCAUUCUGAGCCUGAGUGGUUUCCUUGGUAGCCCCUUCAGUUAACCCUUUAGUGGCUAUUCCACCCCCCCCACCCGUGAUUUUUUUUAACCACAUUUGCACUUAGCUCUUUCCCAUUUCUCCCCUUCCUCAAUAACUCAACCAGAUAGCCUCAAAACAUCUCCAUAUCUACCUUCUCUGACACUCUACAAAGGUUGUCUUUUGUUGACCGUGUGACGUUAAAGGGCAGUGAAACAUCCUGUAUUCCUCAGACAGGGGGAAUCCACUGCCCCAGAAGCAAGAAAACCACAAACCAGCGAUAAGCGACCUUUGACUCUGAAACACGUUUGCAUUUACCAAACAACCUCAUGUUUAGAUGUUCGACCGUAAUUUUCAAAUCCCACAGAACUGAAGCUGAAAAUCUAUGUUCACGUUGUUGUAUAUGUUUUAUGAAUAUCACUUUCGCAAUAUUCAUAAAACAUAUUCCCUGCUUCUAAAUUUCUCCAAAACAAUACAGAUUAUCCCAAGGACACAGGCGGCCAGUUAAUCAAAUUCCAGAUAAUCAAAUGCCAGGUAACACAGUUUAGCCGAGCAUCAGGAACUUGCCAUCUUGCCGAAUAAUCCAAUAUUUGGAUAAUCGAAUGCCAGAUAAUCGAGGUUCCUCUGUAUACGGCAUGUUAUACCCAACAGUUAAGGAGGGAAGUUUCUGGUUCUUUAUUCACAUGGUAAACUUUGUCAGGGUUUGGUGGAGACUCAGCAUCUAGAUGCCCUAAUACAGUAUUAACUGAUACAACACAGUGGUGUUCCCACGCUACAGGCCACCAGUGCUUUGGGCAACUUUUCUUCUGUAUGUUUGUGUCCAUAGGAUCUGUGCUUUACUGGCCUUUAGCCAGUUUUUAAUCCCUCAUCCUUCCAACUGAAUGACUCGUUCUACCAUUUCAGAAAGCAACUAAAGAAUCAACUACACAUUGCUGUGGUUCUGAGUCACAUCUAGUUCAGAUCAGGGACACAAGUCAGAUGUCCUUCCCGAAACAACCUUCGUAAAACAAAUCUGUUUUGAACAACAAUCAACGAGAGUUUUGUAGCUGCAUCAUGGCAGCACGGUGGCACAGUGGUUAGCACUGUUGCCUCACAGCGCCAGAGACCCAGGUUCAAUUCCCGCCUCA
Messenger RNA from Chiloscyllium plagiosum (whitespotted bambooshark), 4039 nucleotides. The record is from RefSeq and is a predicted model, not a curated record. NCBI's taxonomy places the organism in Eukaryota, Metazoa, Chordata, Chondrichthyes, Orectolobiformes, Hemiscylliidae.